Messenger RNA from Meriones unguiculatus (Mongolian gerbil), 349 nucleotides. RefSeq names its product zinc finger protein 120-like. NCBI's taxonomy places the organism in Eukaryota, Metazoa, Chordata, Mammalia, Rodentia, Muridae. The record is from RefSeq and is a predicted model, not a curated record. The transcript has 4 exons. Gene Ontology annotation, biological process: regulation of DNA-templated transcription. Bases 17 to 349 code for a protein of 110 amino acids.
AAGGACUUCAAGAACUAUGUUGAAGAGAUAUGGAGAGAGUGAGCGGCCUUGCCUUGUCCAUGAAUUCAGUGGGAUUGCUAAUUCAGUGACCUUCGAUGAUGUGCAUGUGAAAUUUAGCCAAGAAGAGUGGGCUUUGUUGGAACCUUCCCAGAAGCAACUCUACAAAGAUGUGAUGCUAGAGACCUGUAAAAACCUCACUGCUAUAGGCUACAAUUGGGAACACCAUAAUAUUGGAGAACAUUUUCAAAGUUCUACAAGUAAUAAAAGCGUUCUUCUCUCACAAGGUGGAACACAAGAGCAAGACCCACAACGGCAGGAGCUUCCAGAGGACAAGGAUGCUGCCAAGUGA